This is a messenger RNA of Saccoglossus kowalevskii, 1146 nucleotides long. RefSeq names its product galactosylceramide sulfotransferase-like. Gene Ontology annotation, cellular component: membrane. Gene Ontology annotation, molecular function: galactosylceramide sulfotransferase activity. NCBI's taxonomy places the organism in Eukaryota, Metazoa, Hemichordata, Enteropneusta, Harrimaniidae. The record is from RefSeq and is a predicted model, not a curated record. Gene Ontology annotation, biological process: glycolipid biosynthetic process.
AUGGGUAAUUAUGGUAGUUGGCGUAUUGAUGGCGAUAACAAGCAAAUUAGUUUCUUUCUCACGGUCCUUCUGAUCAACGUCACUGCAAUGGUGUGGUACAGCAUCGUGUUGUCCAGAGAUAUCGAUGGAUCACCUAUCAAGUCGAUAGAACCACAGUCUGCGUUUCUUGGAAAAAUUCAUUUGAACCCGAUCAACAAUAUCGUGUAUAUCAAAACACAUAAGACAGCGAGCACGUCAUUGCAUUGUAUACUUUGUCGCUAUGGUUACAAAAAUCGACUGUCUUUUCUAUUUUCGAGGUUAAACAGGGAUAAUGGUCAUUUGAGGAAAACAGCUCUCCGCCCGUCACGGUUUUUACCACCGAUUGGGAACACGGGCAAUUCUUCUUCGUUUAAGUACAACAUCCUUACUGGGCACGUGACUUAUUCCAGGCGUCGGAUUGGUUCAUUCAUGGAAAGCAACCCUAAGUAUAUCACCAUUUUACGAGAACCAGCGAGACAAAUAGAAUCUCACAUGAACUUUUUCAGGCAAAGAAAACGUGUAAUGAAUGGACUUAGAUUAUUCACAGAAAACGCCACCAAAUUUGAAAACGGCGGAAAUGCCGGAAGUAGAAAUAAUCAGAUCGUGGACUUGGGAUUAACCCUCAGUGAAACAGCUAAUGAAACUAUUAUAAACGAAACAAUUCUAAAACUUGAUAAAGAGUUUGACCUUGUUCUAAUAGCCGAAUAUUUUGAUGAGUCGCUUGUGCUGUUAAAACGUAUUCUACAUUGGAGUUUUGACGAUAUACUGUAUUUAGUAAAAAAUCAACGUGGGCAUCGUGAGAAUAUUACAGAUGAUUUUCGUCCAAAAAUUUACAAGUGGUCCAGAGCCGAUGUUUUGUUAUAUCAGUAUUUUUAUGAACGGCUUUGGACGCGAAUAGAGCAGUAUGGACCCGGAUUUGAAGCUGACUUGGCUUUCUUCAGGCAUCGCCUACGUGAAAUUAACAACUGGUGUAGUACGUCACAAAAAGUAGUUGUUAACAAGGCAUAUAAAUCAAAACAACUAGAAUUCACUAGUAAAAAUAAUUCUACAUUUUGCCAGCAUUUGGCGUACUCCAGUAACGAUUGGUAUAAACAUAUAGCAAUUCGACAAGACCGAAAUGCAUUCUAA